Messenger RNA from Linum trigynum, 402 nucleotides. The record is from the annotation of a GenBank genome assembly. Lineage: Eukaryota; Viridiplantae; Streptophyta; Magnoliopsida; Malpighiales; Linaceae.
AUGAAGCAAAAGUUAGUGAUCAAGGUUUCAAUGAACAAAGACAAGUCACGAUCCAAGGCGAUGAAGAUCGUUGUGGGUGCCAACGGCGUCGACUCGGCGUCCUUGGACGGACCGGAGAAGACCCAAAUCGUGGUCACCGGCGACGGAAUCGACUCGGCGGCGCUCGUCACUCUGCUCCGGAACAAAGUGGGACACGCUGAACUCGUCAGCCUCGGCCCUGUGGAAGAGAAGAAGAAGGAGGACAAGAAGCCGGAGGAUCAAGAUUCCAAACCGCCGCCGCCUCCGGCCGCCGUUUGGUCGUACGGGUACGCCGGUGGCCCGCCUCACUACGUCUGCCAGAUGAACCCCGCCGCCGGCGGGCACUAUUACAAUAAUGACCCUUACUCUUGCGCCAUCAUGUAA